UGAUGGAGGCGACAGCGAUGGGGAGGGGAGGGGCUCCUCCAUCAUGGCGGUGGCCUCCUACGACCAGCUGCUGAGACAGGUGGAGGUGUUAAAGAUGGAGAACUCCAACUUGAGACAAGAGCUGCAGGACAACUCCAACCACUUGACCAAACUGGAGACACAGGCGUCCAACAUGAAGGAGGUGCUGAAGCAGCUCCAGGGCACCAUAGAAGAAGAAUCUGGAGAAGCUUCUGGAUCUCAGCUGGAGCUCAUAGAGAGACUGAAGGAAAUGAGCCUGGACUCGGCGGGUUUCAAGGCCCGGACUCGGCCCCCCCUGCCCCCCUCCUCUUCCUCCAGCUCCACUUCCUCUGGAUCUGGAACUCCAGGAGGACUCGGAGCUCCUGGUCCUUCCUCUGCUGCUGCCUUCCCCAGGAGAGCUCUGCCGUCUGCAGGCCGGGACCGGGACCGGGACCGGGACAGAGACAGCCAUGAGCGGUGCCUGGACGAGCUGGAGAAGGAGAGGUCGCUCCUAUUGGCCGAGCUGGAAAAGGAGGAGAAGGAGAAAGACUGGUACUACGCUCAGCUCCAGAACCUGACCAAGAGAAUCGACAGUCUGCCACUGACCGAGAACUUCACUCUACAGACGGACAUGAGUCGUCGUCAGCUGGAGUUUGAGGCUCGUCAGAUUCGCUCGGCGAUGGAAGAGCAGCUGGGGUCCUGCCAGGAGAUGGAGAGGAGAGCACAGGCUCGUGUGUCUCGCAUUCAGCAGAUAGAGAAGGACAUCCUCCGUCUCGGAGCUCGUCUUCAGGUGGAAGGAGCUCCAGGCACAAGCGACAGCAGUGGAUUGGCUGCAGCUCCAGGUGCCGGCGGCCGGUCGGACCACGAGCCGGCCAAUGAGAACGCUUACUCCGUGCCUCGACGAAUCACCAGCCACCUGGGGACCAAGGUGGAGAUGGUGUACAGUCUGCUGUCCAUGCUGGGGACUCACGACAAGGACGACAUGUCUCGCACGCUGCUCGCCAUGUCCAGCUCCCAGGACUCCUGCAUCGCCAUGCGUCAGUCCGGCUGCCUGCCGCUGCUCAUCCAGCUGCUGCACGGCAACGACAAGGACUCGCUGCUGCUGGGUAACUCCCGGGGCAGUAAGGAGGCCAGAGCCCGGGCGUCGGCGGCGCUCCACAACAUCGUGCACAGCCAACCCGACGACAAGAGAGGCCGGCGUGAGAUCCGAGUGCUCCACCUGCUGGAGCAGGUGCGUCAUUACUGCGAGGCCUGCUGGAGCUGGCAGGAGAACCACGAGAGGGGCGUCGACCAGGAGGACAACCCCAUGCCCUCUCCAGUGGAACAUCAGAUCUGUCCAGCCGUCUGUGUUCUCAUGAAGCUCUCCUUUGAUGAGGAACAUCGCCACGCCAUGAACGAGCUGGGCGGGCUCCAGGCGGUGGCGGAGCUGCUGCAGGUGGACUGUGAGAUGUUCGGGCUGAGCAACGACCACUACAGCGUGACUCUGCGGCGCUACGCCGGCAUGGCGCUGACCAACCUCACCUUCGGAGACGUGGCCAAUAAGGCCACACUCUGCUCCAUGAAGGGCUGCAUGAGAACCAUGGUGGCUCAACUCAAGUCCCAGAGCGAAGACCUGCAGCAGGUGAUCGCCAGCGUCCUGAGGAACCUGUCGUGGCGAGCCGAUGUGAACAGUAAGAAGACGCUGAGGGAGGUGGGCAGCGUCCGGGCGCUGAUGGGCUGCGCUCUGGAGGUGCAGAAGGAAUCGACCCUGAAGUCGGUGCUGAGUGCUCUCUGGAACCUGUCGGCCCACUGCACAGAGAACAAGGCCGACAUCUGCUCAGUGGACGGAGCGCUGGCGUUCCUGGUGGGAACGCUGACUCAUCGCAGCCACAGCAACACGCUCGCCAUCAUCGAGAGUGGCGGAGGAAUCCUGCGCAACGUGUCCAGCCUCAUUGCCACCAACGAGGCCCACAGGCUCGUCCUCCGGGAACACGCCUGCCUCCCGACACUGCUGCAGCACCUGAAGUCUCACAGUCUGACCAUCGUGUCCAACGCCUGCGGAACGCUGUGGAACCUGUCGGCGCGCGACGCCAAAGACCAGGAGGCUCUGUGGGAGCUGGGCGCCGUGGGCAUGCUCAGGAACCUCAUCCACUCCCGCCACAAAAUGAUCGCCAUGGGCAGCGCGGCCGCCUUGCGCAACCUGAUGGCGAACCGGCCGGCGCGCUACAAAGACGCCAGCGUGAUGUCACCAGGCGCCGGCGCCCCGUCGCUGCAGGCCCGCAAACAGAAGGCGUUGUUCGAGGAACUGGAUGCCCAGCAGCUCUCGGAAACCUUCGACAACAUCGACAACCUGAGCCCCAAGGCCGCGCACCGCAAGGGGCGGGGCUGCGGCGGCUCUGCGGGAACCGCCGUCUCCGCUCGCUCCUACUCCAACACGCCGGUGCUGUCCAGCCCCAAGAAUGGAGAAGGUUCCAAGAGGGCGUGCGAGGAGGGGGCGUACCCCCGCGCCGUGUUCCCGCCCAGCGUGCGGGCGUCCAGCGACAGCCUCAACAGCGUCACCAGCGCCGACGGUUACGGCAACCGCGGCAAGACCAAGCCGUCGGCGGAGUCCUUCUACUCCUCUGAUGAGAGUGCCGCCAGCAAGUGCUGCGUCUACAGGAAGUACCCGGCCGACCUGGCGCACAAGAUCCGCAGCGCCAACCACAUGGCGGACGACGACGGCGCCGAGCUGGACACGCCCAUCAACUACAGCCUGAAGUACUCGGAUGAGCAGCUGAACUCCGGCAGGCAGAGUCCGAGCCACCGGGGCGGCGCGGACAGCGACGAGGACGGCGAGCGGGACGCCGGGCCGAGGAGGUCGGACGGCGGCGGGCCGGCGGCGGGCGACGGCCGCAUGCCGCCCGUCCCACCGCCGCGUUACAUCACCACGGCGUCCAGUUAUGGCGGAGACUCUUCGGCAGAGCAGCCUAUCGACUACAGCUUAAAGUACGCCGCCGACGCCGCCCGCAAGCCUCUGUUCAAACCGGAAGACGCCGGCGCCUCCGCCCUGCCUCCACCCUCGUCCUCAUCUAUCAACAAGCUCCGCCCCCCGGCACCCGCCGCCGGGCGAGCGCCUUCCAAGAGCAACCAGGAGUCCACCCAGACAUACUGCGUGGAGGACACGCCCAUCUGCUUCUCCAGAGGAAGCUCGCUGUCCUCGCUGUCUUCCGAGGACGAAGACGGCGGCGACGUCAAGAGAAGAAGCGGCGGUGGUGGAAACGACUACCCGACCCUUCCCGUCGGCGAGAAGAGCGCGCAGGAGCAGCGGCGGCAGCAGAAGGAAGCCGAGAGCCAGACCGCCGCCGCUCCGUCCGCACGGGGACGCCGAGGACACCACCACCACCACCACCACGGCCACGCCCACCACCACCACCACGCCACAGCCUCGUCGGGCGCCGGGACGCCCAAGAGCCCGCCGGAGCCGCCGUACGCCCAGGAGACGCCGCUGAUGUUCAGCCGCUGCACCUCCGUCAGCUCGCUGGACAGCUUCUCCACCUCCUCCAUCGCCAGCUCCGUGCGCUCCAGCGAGCCGUGCAGCGGCGUGCCGAGCGGCGUGAUCAGCCCCAGCGACCUGCCCGACAGCCCGGGGCAGACCAUGCCGCCCAGCCGCGCCAAGACGCCGCCGCCGCCGCCGCCGCCGCCGCCGGCCCGCGAGGCCCCUCCGGAGGAGACGGCCAAGAAGAAGCUGGAGGAGGACGAGAGCGGCGCCGACGUCCUGCUGCACUUCGCCACCGAGAGCACGCCGCACGGCUUCUCCCGCGCCUCCAGUCUGAGCGCGCUCAGUCUGGACGAGCCCUACAUCGCCGCCGAGAUGAAGAAGGAGGAGACGGAGGCCAGGCGGGCCGAGCCGGCCGCGGCGGAGCCCGCCAAGCCCGUCCUGGACGGCUCGGACGACGACGACGACGACGACAUCGAGAUCCUGGAGGCCUGCAUCAACAUGGCCAUGCCCAAGUCGUCACGGAAACCAAAGAAACAGAGCGCGGCGCCCAAGGCCAGCCAGCUCCCCGUCUACAAGCUCCUCCCACCUCACGGCCGCACGCAGGCGCAGCUGAGGAAGGAAGCGGCUCCGCCCCCGGAGGAGGUGCCCCGGGUCUACUGCGUAGAGGGAACGCCGCUCAACUUCUCCACCGCCACGUCGCUCAGCGACCUCACCAUCGACUCCCCGCCCAACGAGGAGGUGGCGGCCGCCGCCGCGACCCCGCCCACAUCCGCCCCGAGGAGGCGCGCCGGACAUCCCGAGGGCGAGAAUGGCGACGACAUCCUGGCAGAGUGCAUCAGCGCCGCCAUGCCCAAAGCCAAACCCAGAAAGCCCUCCAGAGCGCCGUCCCACGGCGAGGAGGCGCCGCCCCCCCUCCCUCCCCCUCUUCCUGCUCCGGCCCCGCCUCCUCUCUGCUCGCAGCAGCAGCAGAAGAAGAAGCCCACGUCGCCCGUGAAGCCCAUGCCCCACAGGGCGCCGUACGGCGUGCCCGCCACGACCGCCGCCAAGGCUAAACCGGGAUUCGCCUUCGACUCGCCGCGACACUACACGCCCAUCGAGGGCACGCCCUGCUGCUUCUCCCGCAACGACUCGCUCAGCUCCCUGGACUUCGACGAAGACGACGGCGGCGACAAGGGCGAGGCGGACAAAAAGACGAAAGAAGAUGGCCGCAAGAGGAAGCAGCAGACGGCCGCCGUCUUCCCACGAACCAAAUCCACCGCCAAUCCCACGGCGAGUGACGAGAAGCAGAAGUUCUCCAUCGAGGACACGCCCGUCUGCUUCUCCAGGAACUCCUCCCUCAGCUCGCUCAGCGACAUCGACCAAGAGAACAACAACAAAGAGUUUGCCCCGCCCCCUGAGGAUGACCAGGCUCCGCCCCCUCCACCUGAGGGCCAGGUGAGCUCCAAGCCCCGCCCCCCAGCGGCUGUUGGCUACGCCCCCAAAGCGUUCCACGUGGAGGACACGCCCGUCUGCUUCUCCAGGAACUCGUCCCUGAGCUCGCUGAGCAUCGACUCGGAGGACGACCUGCUCCAGGAGUGCAUCAGCUCCGCCAUGCCCAAGAAGAAGAAGAAGGCUCCCGCCGCCGCCGCGCCUCCGCCCGCCGCCUCCGCCGCCGCGCCCACAGCCCUCUCCGUCCUGACGGCGGACGACAGCAUCCUGGCCGAGGAGGAACCAUCAGAGGUCCCCCGAAGCCCCGCCUCCCCGGACUCCGAGUCGUUUGAUUGGAAGGCCAUCCAGGAGGGCGCCAACUCCAUCGUGAGCAGCCUGAACGCCGCCGCCGCCUCCUCGCUGUCCCGCCAGCCGUCCUCGGACUCGGAUUCCGUUCUGUCCCUGAAGUCGGCGGGCUCCCCGUUCCACCUCCCCACGGCCCGCCAGCACGGGCGGGAGGAGGCGGAGCCGGACGAGGCCAAGCGGGGAGCGCGCAUCCUGAAGGCCGGCGAGCGCAGCACGCUGGACGCCAAGAAGAAGAAGGAGGAGGACGAGGAGGAGGAGGCGGCCAAAGCCCUGCGGGGCGGCAAGAAGGUCUACCGGAGCCUCAUCACCGGCAAGCCCCGGGCAGAGCCCGCCUCCCGGGGGCGGAGCAAACCCAGAGCGCUGGCCGUGACCGACAGGGGAGGCGGGUCCUCUCGAGACUCCACCCCCUCCCGCUCCACCGCGGCCAAUCAGAAAGGAGGGAAGCCGUCACAGCUGCCUCGCACUUCCUCUCCGGGAAGCGCGUCUUCUUCUUCAUCUGCUUCCAAAGCGGCCAAACCCAGCGCGGCGGUGAGGGCUGGCGGCGGCGGCGGCGCCAUGCCAAGGAGCGAGUCCGCCUCCAGGGUCGCCGCCGCCGCCAAAAAGCCCAAGGCGGAGGUGGACAAGCCGGCGCUGGUGCGCCAGUCCACCUUCAUCAAAGAGGCGCCGAGCCCCACGCUGAAGAGGAAGCUGGAGGAGUCGGCGCCGCCCACCGUGCCUCCCUCGCCGUCCAGCCCGGACACGCCGCUGCCGUCCGCCUCCAGAAAACACGACGUCGGCCGCUCCCACUCCGAGAGCCCGUCGCGCCCUCAGGACGCGGCGCCGUCGCGCUUCAGCCGCACGGGCACCUGGAAACGGGAAAACGGCGGCACGGGCGGCGCCGCUGCUAAACACUCCACCUCGCUGCCUCGCGUCGGCACCUGGAAGAGGACGGGCAGCUCUUCCUCCGUGCUGUCGGCGUCGUCCGAGUCCAGCGAGAAGGGGCGGAGCGAGGAGGAGGGCGGCGGCAGGUCCAAGGGGACAUGGAGGAAGGCGAAGGGCGGCGGCGAGUCGCCGGCUGGGCGGAGUCUCGCCGACAAAUCGGAAGACGUGUGGGUCCGCCUGGAGGACUGUCCCGUCAACAACCCGCGCUCCUCCUCCGCCUGCUCCGCCCGCUCCCCCGUCUCCGCCAACGCUCCGCCCGUCAUCCAGAGCCCGGCGCCCUCCAAGAUCCCCUCCUCCUCUUCCUCCUCUUCCUCCUCCAACCUCAACCUGCGGCGCAGCUGCGAGAGCCUGGAUGACAAGCCGCCGGCGCCGCAGCGGGCCCAGCAGCCGGCGCCGCAGCGCAGCGGCGCCGUGGCGGCUCGGGUCAGCCCCUUCAACUACACGCCCAGCCCCAGGAAGAGCGGCGUGGAGGUGACCGUCGCCUCGGCGACUGCCACCAUAACCGCCACGGCAACCGCCACGGCAACCGCCACCACGGCGUCUUCCACCACGCCGACCCGCCCCUCCCUCAUCCCCACCCCCAUCACCAAGAAACGGGAGCCCAAGAGCGGCGAGGGCGGCGGCGGAGAGCGCGGCUCCUACAUCGUCACGUCGGUGUGACGCUCGACACCGAGAAAAGAGAUUAACCUGCUAGCCCCGCCCCCUUCCUCCCAUUGGUUCACAGCUCAGAAUUGAACUUUAUAUGUUUUUAUACCACUAAAAUGAUGUGUAGCGCUUAGCUCCGCCCCUCACCUGUCCCUGCAUGGCCCCGCCCUGAUGUAAUGACAGUUACCGUGGUGACGGACAGACACGUCUUUUCUUCUCUUUGUGAGUGAAGUUCAGUUUGAACGAAGAACUGAUUCCUCAAACAAGGCGCUGAGAUGAGCAGCUAGCUAACCUAGCUGAAGCCGAUGUCAGAGAACGCUGCCGGACGGCCGCCGCCGCGACGGAGAACAUCGCCGCCGCGCCAACGCUCUGACGGAGAACAUCGCCGCCGCGACGGAGAACAUCGCCGCCGCGACGGAGAACAUCGCCGCCGCGCCAACGCUCUGACGGAGAACAUCGCCGCCGCGCCAACGCUCUGACGGAGAACAUCGCCGCCGCGACGGAGAACAUCGCCGCCGCGCCAACGCUCUGACGGAGAACAUCGCCGCCGCGACGGAGAACAUCGCCGCCGCGCUAACGCUCUGACGGAGAACAUCGGCGGUUGCUCCUGGUUGCUCAAACCUCCACAACACUAUGCCUUCGCAGUUGGUUACCUUGAAAAGUUCCUUUUCAUUAGGUGUUGCAUGUGAGCGGUCUGACCAGACAGCCCGGCCGGCGGUCUGCCUGACGGGCUGGCGGUCUGCCUGACGGGCUGGCGGUCUCCCUUCCCGGCCGGCGGUCUGCCUGACGGGCCGGCGGUCUCCCUUCCCGGCCGGCGGUCUGCCUGACGGGCUAAAGGUCUCCCUUCCCGGCUGGCGGUCUCCCUUCCCGGCUGGCGGUCUCCCUUCCCGACUGGCGGUCUCCCUUCCCGGCCGGCAGUCUGCCUGACGGGCCGGCGGUCUCCCUUCCCGGCCGGCGGUCUGCCUGACGGGCUGGCGGUCAGACUGCCAGGCAUGCUGGUUGCCUGGUCAUGGGAGUGGAUUAUAGACAGUUUUUUUUUUUUUUUUUUCCCAAACUUUGCUGUUUUCAAGUAUUCCAGUUUGGGAUUUUAAUUAUUUUGGUUUCCAUCGCUAUGGAAACAGAUAACACUGUAAAACGUAAGUUAUUGCUGUAAGCCUGAAAGUUUGACCUUUGAAGCACAUAAUUUAAAACAAACUGACUUUUGCCAAACAGAA
This is a messenger RNA of Salarias fasciatus (jewelled blenny), 8007 nucleotides long. RefSeq names its product APC regulator of WNT signaling pathway (gene apc). The record is from RefSeq and is a predicted model, not a curated record. Bases 44 to 6808 code for a protein of 2254 amino acids. Lineage: Eukaryota; Metazoa; Chordata; Actinopteri; Blenniiformes; Blenniidae. Gene Ontology annotation, molecular function: microtubule binding; beta-catenin binding; gamma-catenin binding. The transcript is spliced from 17 exons. Gene Ontology annotation, cellular component: catenin complex; cytoplasmic microtubule; beta-catenin destruction complex. Gene Ontology annotation, biological process: Wnt signaling pathway; negative regulation of microtubule depolymerization; negative regulation of canonical Wnt signaling pathway.